GCUGCUGCGUUUCACGCGUAACUUAAUUUUGACACGUAAACUUGGUUACCAUCAUCCGAUUUCAAAUGUUGACAUGGAAUCCCAGUAUCUCACCCCUGCAGCGCGAGGCACCUUGGCUGACUCGGCUCUCUUGGUUUGCCUAUGCUCUGGCUGUGUAUUGCACUCUAUGCAAAAUCAAAGUAACCUAACUUGUACAUAUUUUUAUUAAUUCGCACACAUAGUUUAUUUUUUAUGAUAAAAAAGCAUGGGUUCAAACUUGUCUCAAAAUGUAAAUAUUAUUAAACUGAAAUAACCAUGUGUUUGUGUAGUAAUUCAAUCAUGCACAAGUGAAUGAAUAAGGCGAACAAUUUGGUACUCGACAGUUACGAGUAUGACGACGGAAAAGUAAUGUGAAAAAAAAUUGUUCAUAUAUUUUACGCUUUAAAUUAAUAUCAACACAAUGGCGGAUAAAGGACUAAUGAAACAACUAACUGAGCAAAAGCUCAAAGCAUUUUCGAUUGGUACCAUGGGUAAACGACAAAUAAGUAAAAAAGAACUUGAAGAACAACGAAAGAAAGAACAAGAACAAGCUGCUGCUCAAGCUUUUGAAGAAUUUGUUGCAACAUUCCAAGAGACUCCAAACAAAAAUGCAAACAAAGUGUGGGUAAAGGCCGGGGUUUAUAAUGCAGGAAAACGAGAAGAAGAUGUAAGGGAAAAGGGAAAGUUAUAUAAACCUCAACCUAAGAUGGGAGAUCUUGCUGAGACUCGUUCAACGUCAGAACAAGCUCAAGAAUUUGCAAGAAUUCUUAGUGAACGAAAGAUAGAUAGACUUGGCAAGAAGAAAAAAGAAGGUGAAAAGAAAAAAAGUAAUCUUGAAUUAUUUAAAGAAGAAUUGAAAAUGAUCCAAGAGGAAAGGGAAGAACGUCAUAAAUACAAAGGAGGCAGUAAAACUUCAUCACUAUCCCAAGAUGAUUCCAUAAUCCCUAGUUUGAAACUAACUGAAGGCCCUUUUAUAACAGAUGGAUCAUUUGAUAAUGGAGAUCCAAACACUACAAAUUUGUAUUUAGGAAAUUUGAAUCCAAAGAUAACAGAACAGCAGCUUAUGGAAAUUUUUGGCAAAUUUGGUCCAUUGGCCAGUAUCAAGAUUAUGUGGCCUCGAAGUGAUGAAGAGAAAGCUAGACAACGAAAUUGUGGUUUUGUAGCGUUUAUGAGUAGAAAAGAUGGAGAAAGAGCUUUAAAAAAUCUCAAUGGUCGUGAUAUAAUGCAAUAUGAAAUGAAACUAGGCUGGGGCAAAAGUGUUCCUAUACCACCAUAUCCAAUAUAUAUUCCUCCGGCACUGAUGGAAAUCACUCAACCACCACCACCAUCUGGACUACCAUUCAAUGCGCAACCUCACAAACGUGAUAAAAAUAAGAUACCACGCAUUCGCAAUUUUCAGAACAUGGAUUCAGAAGAAAAAGAAAACUUUGAAAAGAUUUUACAAAAUGCUGUCGUCAAAGUUGUGAUUCCAACAGAAAGAAAUUUAGUUAUGUUAAUUCAUAGAAUGGUGGAAUUUGUUGUCAGAGAAGGACCAAUGUUUGAAGCUAUGAUUAUGAAUCGAGAAAUUAACAAUCCAAUGUUUAGGUUUUUAUUUGAAAAUUAUUCUCCAGCGCAUAUUUAUUAUCGUUGGAAAUUAUACUCUAUUUUACAAGGAGAUGCCCAAAAAGAAUGGAGAAUAGAUGAUUUUAGAAUGUUUAAGGGAGGUAGUGUAUGGCGUCCACCACCUAUGAAUCCAUGGACUCAAGGAAUGCCAGAUGAACUUAUUGAAGUCGAAGAAAAGCAUGAACCUCGAAGAGGAAGUCUUUCAAACUGUCAAAGAGAUCGUUUAGAAGAUUUACUGCGUAAUAUAACUCCUGAAAGAAUUAAAGUGGCAGAAGCAAUGGUUUUUUGUAUUGAACAUGCAGAAGCAGCUGAAGAGAUUUGUGAUUGUAUUGCAGAAUCUCUAUCAAUCCUGCAAACUCCAGUAAACAAAAAAGUAGCUAGAUUAUACUUAAUAUCUGAUAUUUUACACAACUGUGGAGUUAAAGUAACAAAUGCUACAAUUUACAGAAAAGCAUUUGAGACAAGAUUAUUGGAUAUUUUUAAUGAAGUUCAUCAAGCUUAUAAACAGUUAGAUAGUAGAUUGAAAGCAGAGGGUUUUAAAGUACGCGUAAUGAAAACAUUUAGAGCAUGGGAAGAGUGGGCCGUUUAUCCAAGAGAUUUUUUGGUGAAACUUCAAAAUACUUUCCUAGGUUUAAACCAGUGCGAUGACGUUGAACCAGAUAACGAAGAAGAUAUUGAUGGAGCUCCGUUGUCAGAUGUCGAUAAUGAUGCAACCGAAGAUCUGGAUGGUGUCCCUCUGGAUGGUGCUGCAUUAUUAAAAGGCGCUAUGAAACAUGGGCUUACUCCUCAAACUUCAAAUUAUGAUGACAUUGAUGGCGUACCAAUGGAUGAUGAUAUUGAUGGUGUACCUAUGGACGACGAUGAUAGUUUAAGCUCGAAAGGCAAAGAUGAUAAGAAAAUUAAUAUGCCAGCUGGGUUUGUACCCUCGAGGUGGGAAACUGUAGAUCCUGAUCAGGUUGAAGCUCAAGCAAUGACAACCAGUAAGUGGGAAGAACUCGAACAAAAUGAUGACUCGAACUCACAAGAUACUAGUAUGGACUCUAGGGAUUAUAACGAAGAAAGACGAAAUAGAUUACGCGAGAUUGAAGUUAAAGCUAUGCAAUAUCAAGACGAAUUGGAAAGUGGUAGGAGAUCUUUAAAGCCAGGAAUGACUAUACAAUCUCAAGUAGAACAUUAUCGAAAAAAAUUAAUAAAAAAGAGUGAAAGAGAUGCAAAAGAAAAUAAAAGCGAAGAUAGGGAUGACGAUAGGCGACGAGAUAAAAAACGAAGCCCUUCUCCAGAUUCGCCAACCUAUUAUAGAGAUAGGAGGCGGGGGUCCCAAAGUCCACCGUCAAAAGGAAGUAGUCGUUACAGGUCUCGCAGUAGAUCUCCCCGAACUAAAAGACGAUCACGUUCACCCCAUAAAAAACGAGCUCCGCAUACACCUUCUCCACCAAGAAUUCGACGUUCACCGUCGCCUAGUUUUUCCUCGAGAUCCUCAUCAAGAAGGUCACCUGGCAACGAUCGGAAAAGGCGCCAACGCUCGCCUUCCUCGUCUCCUACGUCUGUUUCAAGGUCAUCAAUGAAACACAGAGCUGGUAGUCCCGCUUCACCAACGCCUCGAAAACAUCGCCAUAAACACAAGUAUUAAAAUCUGUCACUUAUCGCUAAAUCUAUACUUAUGCGGUAGAUAUGUAUUGAAAUUGGUAUUGAAAUACAUUUAUAAUAAUUAUCGCAUUCGAUGCUAUUAUUAAAAAAAACAUUAAUUAUUUGUUUUACGACGAUGCUCUUGAAAACUUAUUUACAAUAUGGAAAAUAUGAUGUUUGACAUGAUAAUUAUUGCAAAUCGUUUAAUUUCAGAUAAUUAAUUAGACAUCAUAAAAAUUUUUUCUCAUAUCCAUAUCUUGUAAGUUCCAAGUGAAAUACUUUUAUUAUAACUCUUUUUACAAUUUAACAAUAGUUGUUACGAUAAUCUCUUGUAUAUAGCAUUAUAGAGUUCAUCGAUUCAACUUCGUUGAAUAAUUUCCGUAAUCAUUUUGAAAUUUGGAUCAAAGAAUAGUACCUCAGAUUUGAUAAUGAAUUAAUGUAUCAUUUAAUUGUACUUGUA
Molecule: messenger RNA, 3706 nt
Organism: Phymastichus coffea
Lineage: Eukaryota; Metazoa; Arthropoda; Insecta; Hymenoptera; Eulophidae
Product: U2 snRNP-associated SURP motif-containing protein
Exons: 17
Coding region: 440-3250 (936 amino acids)
Biological process (GO): RNA processing
Cellular component (GO): nucleus
Molecular function (GO): RNA binding
Source: RefSeq, a predicted model, not a curated record